CAACGUUGUGUGGUCACUUCCGGAGCCAUGGCGGUUGUGUGCUGUUGGGGGCUGUUGGCUCCUCUCGGUGGGCGGUUGCUGGCCGGCCAGCGGGCUCCUUUAUUGUCCCGCUCUGUUGCUGCUGCCGCCGCGCCGCUCUACGAUGUGGUGGUGUCUGGUGGGGGCAUGGUCGGGAGCGCCAUGGCCGCCGUGCUCGGGCAUGCUAUCCACUUCCAUGAUAAGAAGAUCGCUUUGCUGGAGGCUGGUCCUCGGAAAGAAUACAACCAUGUGCCAGACACCUACAGUAACAGGGUCAGUUCUAUCUCCCCAGGAUCAGCAACCCUUCUAAGCAGUUUUGGUGCCUGGGAUCAUGUCUGCAGCCUGAGAUUCAAACCAUUCCAGCGAAUGCAGGUGUGGGAUGCUUGUUCAGAAGCCAUGAUCGUUUUUGAGAAAGAUGACUUAGAUGACAUGGGUUAUAUAGUGGAGAACGAUGUCAUUAUGUCUGCUCUCACAAAACAGUUAGAUGUAGUAGCAGACCGGGUGGAGGUUUUCUACGGGAGCAGAGCAGUGGGGUAUACGUGGCCCCUCCCCUCUCACAGCUGUGGCACAAGCCCUUGGGUCCAAAUUGAGUUAGCUGAUGGACGCAGACUUCAGGCCAAACUGCUGAUCGGUGCAGAUGGUCAUAACUCCGUAGUCCGGAAGGAAGCUGAAAUUAGGAACAUUGAGCAUCAGUAUGACCAGUCAGCUGUGGUGGCAACUCUUCAUUUGUCUGAGGCCACAAACAAUAACGUAGCAUGGCAGAGGUUCCUUCCUACAGGGCCAAUAGCACUUCUUCCGUUGUCUGACACUGCCAGCUCUCUGGUCUGGUCUACGUCUCAUGAACACGCAUCAGAACUUCUUGCUAUGGAUGAGGAAAGUUUUGUGGAUAGCAUCAACUCUGCCUUCUGGAGCAAUGUAAACCACUCUGACUUCAUUGACACUGCUGGGGCCAUGUUCCGAUCUGCUCUUUCAUUCUUGAGGCCCUCAGGGAGUGCAGUCCGUCAGCUACCCCCAAGCAUUGCUAAAGUGGAUCCAGAGAGCCGAGCCAUGUUCCCUCUUGGAAUGGGGCAUGCAACAGAGUAUGUCCAGCACCGCGUGGCCCUGAUAGGGGAUGCAGCACACAGAGUCCACCCACUUGCAGGACAAGGUGUAAACCUGGGCUUUGGUGAUAUUGCAUGUUUAGCUCAUCACCUCAGUGCUGCAGCCUUCAAUGGGAACGAUCUGGGGUCCUUAAAACAUCUCUUAAAGUUUGAGACAGAGCGUCAGAGGCACAAUGUCUCCUUGAUAGCUGCUACUGAUGUCCUAAAGAGGCUUUACUCCACGAAGCUGGCUCCCUUGGUAUUGCUGAGGACGUGGGGAUUGCAAGCAACAAAUGCCCUGCCUCCUGUCAAAGAGCAAAUCAUGGCUAUUGCCAGCAAGUGACAUGCUGUCAGUUUGGAACAGCAGCUUACCUGUGAACACGUUGCCCUUACAAGGCAAAUGACUGACUUGAAUCCUUGAAUUAUGUUAUUUUAAUUUGACAAUAAAACUGUCAACCAUGGGUUUAUGCAAAAGUUGUGUCUCAUCUGCUCUCCUCAAGAGGAUUUAGGGUCUCUUCCUGUAGUACCAUGAUGUCUUCAGCCCAGAACAAUCUGUACAAUGUGCUUUCAAUUUGGGCAUCUUGGGUUGAAGACUGAGGUGGAAACAGUUGCAAACCCAGUGCUGAACUGUGCCAGCUACAAUUUUUACUGCUUAAUUACUUUUGGUUUUCUCUGACUUGAUUUCUAGAGCUGCAACAUCACUCCGGGGGCUCUUAGCACUGCCUGGACUCAGAAAGGAGGGGUAGUGUUUAGCGGAGGGAGACAGCUCAUGGUGGCAGAUGUUUAAAGCUUUAAUCUGUCUCUCACCCUUUUCCCUGCUCUUCUCUUAGUGUAUUAUUUAAUAAUGAGGUUUCUUGUGGAACAGUCUUAAGGGCUGCAUGGAAAAGAGAUGCAAACUAACAAUAAUAUCUAGGAAAGAAAAGUGUACCACAACAUGUUGAAUAUUGUUAAAAAUGCUUUAAUUACUAAAAUAGACUUUCAAAAUAUUCUGUUUUAGGUUCUAAACACCAGCCUCCUGGGUUAGGCAUUUGACACUCAUAAAAUUAAGUGAGUACUGCCCAUGGGCAAGAUUUUCACAUCUGGUUGACCAGUAUCAGGAAUUAACAGCAGAAAGAAUGAAACUUAUGUUUUGAACUGAAAGCCAUUACUUGUGCUUGUUCAGUCACUCAUAUUAGGCAGUUCCUGUUAGUAAUUGGCUAAAAGGCAUUAUGAAGGAGGAGAGAAAAAACAGGGCUGAAAGUAUAACUCUUCUCUUAAAAGGCUGCUUAAGUCUUUAGUUAAGCUAAUAAAUAAUCUCAUUGCACAACGGUGUGAGGAAUUGACUGGCUUCUAUAGUUCCCCCACCCACAUUGAGUAGUUCAGAUGUAAACAGCAGGGGCUCAAUGCUGCCAUUUCUGGCAAGAAAAAUCUUUGAGCAGAGCUCCUGUUUCUCUCAUGACUGCAAGAUCAGGCCCCUGAUAGAAAGCAGCAGUUUUGUUUCUGUUAAUGAAUAGUGCCACUGACAAAGGAAGGCCCUGAGCAUUCAGAUUUAAUGCAACUUUGGUACUGGGAAGCUGAUGCUCCCACCUAGCAUCUGUAGUAGCAAAGUCUGAGGCAAAGAACACAGAAAAGAAACUUGGUACCUGUCCUGUUCUAGACCAUCCUCCCUUCAGACAAAAUCAAACCCAUAAGUACGCCUCAGGGCUAAUGUCUCUUCAGUUGGCGGAAAUGCUGCUGCUGCUUGUCCCUUUCCCUUCCUGUUUCAAAUACAGCCUCACUGCUUACAGCUUUCAGCCCCAGGAUGUAGUAAGAGUGUGUCAUAGUACUGGCUCAGACAGGAAGAAGACUCUGUGAUUAUUAAAUUAGCUAGUUCUCAGGAGUAAUGCAGGGCUGCUGGCAACCACUGCAUCCUGUUUUGUGUUCUCUGAGAAUACAAAAGUGAAUACAGUUGUUCACUGAAGACAAAAUGAAUGCACCUGCAGUCACCUUGUGCAGACCACAUGAUAAACUAAGUUUUGCUGAGCAGUAGGAAGGGGCUUAAGAAAUGUUUGUGGUUGAGAAGAGGACACAACUACUUUCUUCAAACAGAACCUCCCAGUGAGGAAGGAACAGAAGAUUGGUGUGACACUGAGGAAUUUCCCACCAUGGAUUUCAAAACAGAUUCUGGUAAGGGGGAGCACAGGUAGGAUGAGCAUUUCGUGUUUCAAAGAAACAGCCUGAAUUUACAGCAAAGUGUCAGGGGUGGGGCAAAUACAGGUGGCUCCAUCCCCAGCCCUUGAACUCCUGCUGCUGACUGAGCUUGUUCAAUCAAAAGCAGGCCUUGCACCCUAGUGCCAUCAAACCUGAGAUAGAAGGAGAAAGCUUGAUCAGCUACAGUCAAACCUGUCCUGCUAAUUAGAGGAAGGUACAUGGUGUUCACGGUAAGGCAAAUUCCUAAGUCUCCAAACUGCUUGGCAAGAUCAGGAAGGGCACGAGUGCACUACUUCCUUCCAUUGCUGGGAAUUACCAACUACUCUCAAAUCCAGUCUGCAGAGAAGGUAUCUUGAGGGCAGUCUUUGGUUUUACAGAAGAGGGAAAGGUGUGUUACGGCAAACAGGUAACUGCAAAUGCCUGACU
Molecule: messenger RNA, 3692 nt
Organism: Pezoporus occidentalis (night parrot)
Lineage: Eukaryota; Metazoa; Chordata; Aves; Psittaciformes; Psittacidae
Gene: COQ6
Product: coenzyme Q6, monooxygenase
Exons: 12
Coding region: 28-1440 (470 amino acids)
Biological process (GO): ubiquinone biosynthetic process
Cellular component (GO): mitochondrion
Molecular function (GO): 2-octaprenyl-6-methoxyphenol hydroxylase activity; FAD binding; oxidoreductase activity, acting on paired donors, with incorporation or reduction of molecular oxygen, NAD(P)H as one donor, and incorporation of one atom of oxygen
Source: RefSeq, a predicted model, not a curated record